Hyla sarda is the source of this 13877-nucleotide messenger RNA. RefSeq names its product dynein axonemal heavy chain 9 (gene DNAH9). The record is from RefSeq and is a predicted model, not a curated record. Gene Ontology annotation, molecular function: ATP binding; minus-end-directed microtubule motor activity; dynein light intermediate chain binding. NCBI's taxonomy places the organism in Eukaryota, Metazoa, Chordata, Amphibia, Anura, Hylidae. The transcript is spliced from 69 exons. Gene Ontology annotation, cellular component: dynein complex. The coding region runs from base 297 to 13682 and encodes 4461 amino acids. Gene Ontology annotation, biological process: microtubule-based movement.
CAUCUAGCGGUCGGUCGUACCAGCUGGUGAUGCUUCCCGCGCACAUUUAUGGCGGGAGAUUCGGAGCGACGCCCGUCCUGUCAUGUCCGAGGUGUUUUAUGCUCCCCAGGGAGAGAACGGCCAUUGUGUCCCAACUGCAGCAACCACAACUCUCUGCAGCGUGUUGAAUACAAACAGAGUUACCAUAGCAGCCAAGACAGAGGAAAGAGGCAUCUAAGUCUAGAGAUUAGUCGUCUUUCUCUCCUGUCCCGGCACACAUGAACUGAACAAAUCUCUGCCACCUACAUACAGAAAACAUGGACGAAACGGUGCCCGCCACCACAGACAAGAGGCUGCAAUUCCUAGAAGAAUACGUCCUGAAGACUCUAAAACUGAAGCCGGACCGCUGGCAGAAAUGCCUGUCCACCGAGGAGAACAAGGGCAUGUUCCAGGAAUUCUUGGAGAAGGCGGAUCAGAUGGUGCUGGUGGUGGCUCUCAACCCGGCCGGGCUGCUGUUUCCCCUCUUGGAGUUCCCUAAUUCUAUCAAGAAUAAAGGCGUGUAUUUCUUAAAAAGGACCAAUGGCUUCCUCAGUGCCGACUCCAUGAAGAGUAGUUUAAUCUAUGGUGAUUUGUCCUACGCUCCCCUGGAUCACUUCUCCGCAUUGGUGGAAGAGGUUAUUGUUCCGGUUCUGGCCAAUCAGAAGAACCAUCAGAACUGGCCACAUGUUGUGUCCCAGGACGUUAUGCGCCAUGUAAAUAACUUGAAAAGCAGCACGUUUGUCAUGGUGGGCCAGGUGCGGGGGAAGACGCUGCUGCCAUUACCCUCAGGGUCGGAGAAGGUGGAAUACAUCGACUAUGACAGUGAGAAGAACGACAACCUGGACAAGACAAUCAUCCACGCCAUUGAGUCGGCAAUCAUUCACUGGAGCCAUCAGGUUCGCGGGGUGCUGAAGAGGGAGUCAGCCGAGCAACUAUUACUGGGGAAGAAUCCAAACCCAAGUGUAGAGCUGGAUUUCUGGAAAAACAGAUAUGCAGACCUGGAAUGUAUAUACAAUCAGCUGAAAACCAGGAAGGUGCGAAAGAUGGCCGAGCUGCUUGAGAAAAUGGAGAGCAGCUACUUUCCAGCAUUCAAAGCCUUGUUCAGGGACGUUGUAGCAGCCCUGUCAGAAGCCCAGGAUAUCAAUCUCUAUCUGAAGCCCCUCCAGCGACAUUUUGAAGAAAUCGAAAAUGUUGAAUUCAAUGAGGUGAAACCACUGAUUGUUCCUCUAAUGCAUAUGUUGUGCCUGGUGUGGUCUCAGUCCAAAUACUAUAACACCCCUGCGCGGAUUAUCGUCCUGAUGCAAGAGAUCUACAACCUGUUCAUCCAGCAGGCUCGGAACUACUUAAACCCAGAAGACCUGUUGAAAGGGGAAACGGAAGAAAGUGUGGCUCGUGUCCAGGAGGUUCUCUCCGUCCUGCGAUCUCUGAUGAACACGUUUGAAGAGAGCAGGGACAAGCUGCCGAGCUACUUUAAAAGUGGUCAGGAGGUGAAAACAUGGGACUUUCCACCCAUACUUGUGUUUGCAAGACUGGAUUGCUUCAUAAGGAGACUGGAAACCAUUGAGGAUUUAUUACUCACAGCCCUGGAUAUGAUGAAACUGGAGAAAGUUGAGUUUGGUGGCAUUAAAGGGAAAGUUCUUAGUCGGACGGUGGCCGAUAUGUACCAGGAGUUCCAAGAUGCGUAUAAAGUGUUCUCCGAGAGAACGUACGACUGCCUGGACACAGAGAACAAGGAAUUCGAGGAGGAUGUCUCUGAUUUCAAGCUGAAUGUUGAGGACAUGGACAGGAGGCUGGGGACGGUGUUCUCCCUGGCGUUUGAUGACACCUCGUGCCUAGAGCAUGCGUUUCGGCUUCUGGAUAUGUUCGGGAGCCUCCUGGACAGGCCCAUCAUCGCACAGGAUGCUUUUGAUAAAUACCCGCUGCUCAUCACCAUGUUCGAGGAAGAACUGGACAACUCAAAAGCCAUCUAUGACCAACACAUGCUGGAGGUCAAGGAACAAGGAUAUCCACAGAUAAAUAAGAAUAUGCCACUGGUCUCCGGAAAUCUGAAUUGGGCUAAACAACUGAGAGAGAGGCUGCAGACCCCGUACAGCAACUUCCGCCAUAUCACACAGCCGUGUAUGGAGUCAGCAGAAGGUCAAAGAAUGAAGCAGAAGUACGAGGAGAUGAUGUCUCUAUUGGACCAGUACAUAGAAAAGCUUUAUGAAGAAUGGUGCCAGACAGUGUCGGAGAAGUCUCAGUAUAAUCUCAUGCGUCCGCUCCUCACACGUGAUGAAGACUCCAAGCUCAUUAAAGUCAAUUUUGACCCUCAGCUGGUGUCUGUUCUUCGGGAAGUGAAAUACCUCCAAACGCUUCGCAUGGAAACCAUACCAAAGGAGGCCGAAGACAUCUUCUCUACCAAGGAGUCCUACAGACAGUACACUGCGAAUCUGGAACUGUCCACCAACUGGUACAACAAAAUUCUAAGCACCAUACUGGAGGUGGAGUUCCCCCUAGUGGAGGGGCAGCUUAAAGAGAUUGAUAUUCGACUAAAAUCAGCAGAAGAAACAUUAAACUGGAAAGCACAUGGAGUUUGGGAUUACAUCCAGCAAGUUAGAGAUACCAUCCACGAUCUGGAGAGAAGGGUACAGAAGGCCCGGGACAAUGUGGAAGAAAUCCAGUCCAUCAUGAAGACGUGGGUGCUGCCCAUAUUUGAGAGGAAGGAUGGCAAAAAAGACACUCUUCUUAACCUUGACGAUCGGAGCGAACGUCUGGAGAAGAGAUAUAACCUCAUCCGGGAAUCUGGCCACAAAAUUCACCAACUUGUGCAGGAGAAUAUGCAACUCUUCUCUGCAGACCCGGAUUCUGAUGUGUGGAAAGCCUACGAGGAUUACAUAGACGAGAUGGUUCUUGAUGGGUUCUUUAAUGCUAUUGAAUGCUCCCUGAAGUUUAUCAUGGAUAACAUGGAUACCAAGGCUGGACUCUCUCCUUUAUUUGAGGUACAACUAGACCUCGUAAUACCAGACAUGGUGUUCCGACCAUCCUUGGAUCUCGGAAUCAGUGAUGGCUUAUAUGACAUUGUAGAAGGCCUCAUCAAUGAUAUCUACAGAAUUUCCUCUUUGGUGCCUCGGCUCUCAAAAACCAGCACCUUCCCUAAUUACCAGGUGGAUAUGGAAGACAUGGCGGACUUGGCAGAUAUGCGUAACUUCUUAAUGGAAAGUGUCCAAAACAUGAUGACCACAUGCACUGAAUAUCGAAACUCCUUCGACCAGCAUGCCUACCUGUACGUGGAUGACCGUAAAGAGUUCAUGCGUCAGUUCCUCCUGUAUGGCCAUGUACUGACCCCAGAAGAGAUAGAAGCUCAUGCUGAGGAUGGGGUCCCAGAAACACCUCCCACCUUACUACAGUUUAGAGAACAGAUAGACUCCUAUGAGAAAAUCUAUGUGGAAGUGAACCAAAUGGAGCCAGUAAAUGUAUUUGAUUAUUGGAUGAAGGUGGAUGCCCAGCCUUUGAAAUCUGCCCUACUUAAUGUGAUCAAGAGAUGGAGCCUGAUGUUCAAGCAGCAUCUGAUUGACCAUGUAACAAACAGUUUGUCAGAUCUAGAAGAAUUUAUCAAAGUGGCGGAACAUGGGUUAGGUAAACAGCUGAAGGAAGGAGACCUCAAUGGUCUGGUGGAAAUAAUGGGUCACUUAAUGGCCGUGAAGGAUCGGCAGAGCAGCACCGAUGAGUUGUUUGAGCCCUUGAAGCAGACCAUAGAGCUCCUAAAGGUCUAUGAGCAGGAACUCCCUGAUGAAGUCUACAAACAGCUUGAGGAACUUCCAGAGAAAUGGAACAACAUUAAGAAGAUGGCCAUUACUGUAAAGCAACAAGUAGCACCGUUGCAAGCCAAUGAAGUGACGCUUCUCCGCAGGAAGUGCGCUUCCUUUGAUGUUCAGCAAUUUACUUUCAGAGAGAAGUUCCGCAAGGAGGCGCCUUUCAGAUUUGACAGCAUCUCUCCAUACCAGACACUUGAUCUCAAACAUCAGGAAAUCCAAAAAAUGGAGGCCACCAUGGCUUCUAUAUACGAGUCUGCAGCUUUAUUUGAAGUCAACGUUCCAGACUACAGGCAGCUGAAGCAAUGCAGGAAGGAAGUGUGCCUGCUUAAGGAGCUCUGGGACAUGAUCAGUCUGGUGACAUCCAGUAUGACCGACUGGCAAACUACAAGGUGGAGAGAGAUCAAUGUGGAAAACAUGGACCUGGAAUGUAAAAGGUUCGCAAAGGACAUCCGAAAUCUGGACAAGGAGAUGAGGGCAUGGGAUGCUUUCACUGGGCUUGACAACCAAGUGAAAAAUAUAUUGACAUCUUUAAGGGCUGUGGCAGAACUUCAGAAUCCAGCCAUCCGUGAAAGACACUGGAGUCAACUCAUGCAAGCCACCGGCGUCCGCUUCACCAUGGACGAAGACACUACUCUUGCCGACCUGCUAAAACUCAACCUCCAUAAUUUCGAGGAUGAAGUGCGUGGCAUUGUGGACAAAGCUGUGAAAGAGAUGGGCAUGGAGAAAGUGCUGAAGGAACUGGAUACCACCUGGAGCGGAAUGAACUUUCAGUAUGAGCCCCACCCCCGUACUAAUGUGCCUCUGAUUAAAUCAGACGAAGAGCUCAUUGAGACCUUGGAAGACAAUCAAGUUCAGCUCCAGAAUCUAAUGACUUCCAAGUACAUCGCCUUCUUCUUAGAAGAAGUCUCCGGCUGGCAGAAGAAGCUAUCCACUGCUGACUCUGUGAUCUCCAUCUGGUUUGAAGUCCAGCGCACCUGGUCCCAUCUUGAGAGCAUUUUCAUUGGUUCAGACGACAUUCGCUCACAACUUCCUGAGGACUCCAAGAGAUUUGAAGGUAUCGACACAGAUUUCAAAGAAUUGGCCCAAGAUGCUAAAAGGACUCCAAAUGUCGUUGAAGCCACCAACAAGCCAGGACUGUACGACAAGCUGGAGGAUAUUCAGGAAAGGUUAUCUUUAUGUGAAAAAGCUUUGGCCGAAUACCUGGACACCAAGAGACUGGCAUUUCCCAGAUUUUAUUUCAUAUCCUCAGCAGAUUUAUUGGACAUCCUGUCCAACGGAACCAAUCCACAACUCGUCAUGCGCCAUCUUUCCAAACUGUUCGACAACAUGGCAAAGAUGAAAUUCGAAGAUGGAGAAUCCAAGACUGGCCUCGGCAUGUACAGCAAAGAGGACGAAUACGUCACAUUCAACGAGUCUUGUGACUGCAGCGGCCAGGUGGAAACCUGGCUGAAUCGGGUUCUGGACUCCAUGAGGGCCACCGUAAGGCAUGAAAUGACUGAAGCCGUCACUGCAUAUGAGGAGAAGCCCAGGGAGCAAUGGCUGUUUGACUACCCUGCCCAGGUGGCUCUUACCUGCACACAGAUUUGGUGGACCACUGAGGUUGGCAUCUCUUUUGCUCGGCUGGAAGAAGGCUAUGAGAAUGCCAUGAAGGAGUAUUACAAGAAACAAGUCAACCAGCUAAACACCCUCAUCACUAUGCUGAUCGGUCAGCUGUCCAAGGGGGACAGGCAGAAAAUCAUGACGAUAUGUACCAUUGAUGUUCACGCUCGUGACGUGGUUGCUAAAAUGAUUGCACAGAAGGUUGACAAUGCCCAGGCUUUCGUGUGGCUGUCUCAGCUCAGGCACCGCUGGGACGAUGACAAGAAGCAUUGCUUUGCCAACAUCUGUGAUGCCCAGUUCAUCUACUCUUAUGAAUAUCUUGGCAACACUCCCCGGCUGGUUAUCACUCCUCUUACAGAUAGAUGUUACAUUACUUUAACCCAGUCCCUUCAUCUCACCAUGAGCGGAGCGCCUGCUGGACCAGCUGGUACUGGUAAGACGGAAACCACUAAAGACUUGGGCCGAGCUCUUGGCAUCAUGGUAUACGUCUUCAACUGCUCUGAACAGAUGGACUACAAGUCCUGUGGAAACAUCUACAAGGGUCUCUCACAGACCGGAGCCUGGGGUUGUUUUGAUGAGUUUAACCGAAUCUCAGUAGAGGUGUUGUCUGUGGUCGCUGUGCAGGUGAAGAGUAUACAAGAUGCCAUAAGGGACAAGAAAAAGAGAUUUAACUUCCUAGGAGAGGAGAUCAAUCUCAUUCCAUCUGUCGGGAUCUUCAUCACCAUGAAUCCAGGCUACGCUGGCCGUACCGAACUUCCAGAAAAUCUCAAGGCUCUGUUCAGGCCCUGUGCGAUGGUGGUCCCUGAUUUUGAGUUGAUCUGUGAGAUUAUGUUGGUGGCAGAAGGAUUUAUUGAAGCCAGGCUACUGGCCAGGAAGUUUAUUACCCUCUACCAGCUGUGCAAAGAACUUCUGUCUAAACAGGACCACUACGACUGGGGUCUGAGAGCUAUCAAAUCUGUGUUGGUGGUAGCUGGUUCCCUGAAGAGAGGAGACCCUGAUCGCCCUGAAGACCAGGUCCUCAUGAGAGCUCUGCGUGACUUCAACAUUCCCAAGAUAGUCACAGAUGACAUGCCUGUCUUCAUGGGUCUGAUCGGAGAUCUUUUCCCAGCGCUGGAUGUGCCCAGAAAGAGAGAUAUGGAUUUUGAGACAUUUGUAAAACAAGCGGUUUUGGACCUGAAACUGCAAGCGGAAGACAACUUUGUGUUAAAGGUUGUCCAGCUGGAAGAGUUGCUUGCUGUUCGCCAUUCUGUGUUCAUCGUUGGCAAUGCUGGAACCGGGAAGUCUCAGGUACUGAAGUCCCUGAACAAGACCUAUGGGAUCAUGAAGCGGCGUCCAGUGUGGACCGACCUGAAUCCAAAAGCGGUCACCAACGACGAGCUCUUUGGCAUUAUAAAUCCGUCCACGCGAGAGUGGAAAGACGGUCUGUUCUCCUCAGUCAUGCGUGAACUGGCCAACAUUACACACGAUGGACCCAAGUGGAUAGUACUUGAUGGAGAUAUUGAUCCAAUGUGGAUUGAGUCCUUGAAUACAGUCAUGGAUGAUAAUAAGGUCCUGACUCUGGCCAGUAAUGAGCGAAUCCCACUAAAUCCAACCAUGAGGCUGGUGUUUGAGAUCAGUCACCUGAGGACCGCCACGCCAGCUACAGUCUCCAGAGCAGGGAUCCUGUACAUCAACCCCGCAGACCUGGGCUGGAACCCACCAGUCACGAGCUGGAUAGACAAGCGGGAGGUCCAGUCCGAGAGAGCCAAUCUGACCAUUCUGUUUGACAAGUAUCUGCCUGCGUGCUUGGACACUCUCCGAACCAGAUUCAAGAAGAUUAUACCCGUUCCAGAGCAGAGCAUGGUCCAGAUGUUGUGUUACCUACUGGAAUGUCUCCUGACCAAAGAGAACACCCCCCCUGACUGCCCCAAGGAGCUCUACGAGCUGUACUUUGUCUUUGGCGCGGUGUGGGCCUUCGGAGGAGCGAUGUUCCAGGAUCAGUUGAUAGACUACAGAGUGGAGUUCAGUAAAUGGUGGACAACAGAAUUCAAGACCAUCAAGUUCCCAUCCCAGGGCACCGUCUUUGACUAUUACAUCGACCCAGAGACCAAGAAGUUUGAGCCAUGGUCGAAACUCAUCCCCAAGUUUGAAUUUGAUCCAGAUAUGCCCCUACAGGCUUGUUUGGUUCACACCACUGAGACAAUCCGAGUCCGCUACUUUAUGGACAAACUUCUGGAGAACAGGAGGCCGGUGAUGCUGGUGGGCAAUGCCGGCACUGGGAAGUCAGUACUGGUGGGAGACAAGUUAUCAUCUCUGGACCCCGACGAGUAUCUGAUCAAGAAUGUUCCCUUCAACUACUACACUACGUCAGCCAUGCUGCAAGCCAUUCUAGAGAAACCAUUAGAGAAGAAAUCUGGUAGGAACUACGGUCCCCCAGGAACCAAGAAGCUCAUCUACUUCAUUGAUGACAUGAACAUGCCGGAGGUGGACACCUAUGGGACCGUGCAGCCGCACACAUUGAUCCGGCAACACAUGGACUAUGGUCACUGGUACGACCGGAACAAGCUGACCAUGAAAGAGAUAAUGAACGUCCAAUAUGUGUCCUGUAUGAACCCCACUGCCGGCAGCUUCACCAUCAACCCCCGGCUACAGAGACAUUUCAGUGUAUUUGCUCUGUCCUUCCCCGGUACGGACGCUCUCUCCACCAUCUAUAACACCAUCCUCAUCCAGCAUCUUAAGGUGGGAAAUUUCCCUGCUGCUCUGCAGAAGACGACCCUGCAGCUGAUCAACCUGGCCCUGUCCCUUCACCAAAAAGUGACCUCCACUUUCCUGCCCACGGCCAUCAAGUUUCACUACAUCUUCAACCUGCGGGACCUGUCCAACAUCUUCCAGGGCAUCUUGUUCUCCACCCCGGACUGUCUGAAAACGCCUCAGGACUUAGUGAAGCUUUAUCUGCACGAGUCAAACCGCGUCUAUCGUGACAAAAUGGUGGAAGAGAAAGACUUUGACACAUUCGACAAGAUACAGACAGACAUGGUGAAGAAGUUCUAUGACGACAUCGACGAGACGCUGGAACAAGUGAAGUCUAUGAACAUGUUUUGCCAUUUCGCCAACGGUGUUGGAGAGCCAAAGUACAUGCCAGUCCAGUCUUGGCAGUCGCUGAACAAAAUCCUUGUGGACGCCCUGGACAACCACAACGAGGUCAACGCAGCGAUGAACCUGGUGCUGUUUGAGGAUGCCAUGAGCCACAUUUGCAGAAUCAACCGCAUUCUGGAGUCCCCAAGGGGAAACGCUCUGCUGGUCGGUGUCGGGGGGAGCGGGAAGCAAAGUUUGACAAGACUGGCAGCUUAUAUUAGCUCCUUGGAGGUCUUCCAGAUCACUUUAAGGAAAGGCUACGGCAUCUCGGAUCUCAAGGCUGACCUUGCAAACCAGUAUAUUAAAGCUGGAGUGAAGAAUGUGGGGACAGUUUUCCUGAUGACUGACGCUCAAGUUUCUGAUGAGAAGUUCCUUGUACUAGUCAAUGACUUGCUGGCAUCUGGUGAGAUCCCGGACCUAUUCCCAGAUGAUGAGGUGGAAAAUAUUAUUGGAAGCGUCAGGAAUGAAGUGAAGAGCCAAGGUCUGAUGGACACAAGAGAAAACUGCUGGAAAUUUUUCAUUGACAGAGUCAGGAGACAACUGAAAGUCGCUCUGUGCUUCUCCCCAGUUGGUAAUAAGCUACGGGUUCGAAGCAGAAAAUUUCCUGCAGUGGUGAACUGCACAGCAAUUGAUUGGUUCCAUGAGUGGCCACAGGAGGCGCUAGAGUCUGUCAGCUUGCGUUUCCUCCAGGAGACAGAGAACAUUGAGGCACCUGUCAAGGACUCCAUCAGUAAAUUUAUGGCCUAUGUGCACACCAGUGUGAAUGAGAUGUCCAAAUCCUACCUGAGCAACGAGCGACGCUACAACUACACCACCCCCAAGUCUUUCCUGGAGCAGAUCAAGCUCUACCAGAACCUGCUGAGUAAGAAGCGCAAGGAGCUUGCUGCCAAGAUGGAACGUCUGGAGAAUGGCUUGGAGAAGUUGAACAGCACUUCUGCUCAGGUGGACGACCUGAAAGCCAAACUCGCAGCGCAGGAGGUGGAGCUAAAGCAGAAGAACGAAGAUGCAGAUAAACUCAUCCAGGUGGUUGGGGUGGAGACUGAGAAGGUGGAGAAGGAGAAGGCCAUAGCUGAUGAGGAGGAAAAGAAAGUGGCCGUCAUAGCUGAGGAGGUCGGGAAGAAGCAGAAGGACUGUGAGACAGAUUUGGCCAAAGCAGAACCAGCUUUAGUGGCUGCUCAAGAAGCCCUGAACACCCUGAACAAGAACAAUCUGACAGAGCUGAAGUCUUUUGGUUCCCCACCUUCAGCUGUCACCAACGUCACAGCAGCCGUCAUGGUCCUCACAGCCCCCGGUGGUAGAGUCCCCAAAGACAGGAGCUGGAAGGCCGCCAGAGUGGUCAUGGGCAAAGUAGAUAGCUUCUUAGACUCCCUAAUAAACUUUAAUAAGGAGAAUAUUCAUGAAAACUGCAUAAAGGCCAUUCAGCCCUACCUGCAAGACCCAGAGUUCAACCAAGAAUUCAUUGCUGCCAAAUCCCUGGCGGCCGCUGGACUCUGCUCCUGGGUUAUCAACAUUGUCAAGUUCUAUGAGGUUUACUGUGAAGUGGAGCCAAAACGCCAAGCACUGAACAAAGCAAACGCUGAACUGGCUGCCGCAGAGGAGAAACUGUCCACCAUCAAAGCCAAAAUUGCCCUCCUGAAUGAAAAUCUUGCCAAACUGACAGAUAAGUUUCAGAAGGCGACUGCAGACAAGCUGAAAUGUCAACAAGAGGCCGAUGCCACCGCUCUCACCAUCUCUCUGGCCAACCGGCUGGUCGGAGGACUAGCCUCAGAGAACGUCAGGUGGGCCGAAGCUGUCAGGAACUUCAAGCUGCAGGAGAGCACGCUAUGUGGAGACGUCCUCCUCAUCACCGCCUUCGUCUCAUACCUCGGUUACUUCACCAAGAAGUACAGACUAGAACUUAUGGACCAGACCUGGAAACCGUAUCUCAAGGAGCUUAAGGUACCUAUCCCAGUGACAGAGUCUUUGGACCCCCUAACUAUGCUAUCCGACGACGCAGACAUCGCAGCCUGGCAAAAUGAAGGGCUUCCUGCCGAUCGUAUGUCAACAGAGAACGCCACCAUCCUCACCAGCUGUGAGAGAUGGCCUCUGAUGGUGGACCCACAGCUACAGGGUAUCAAGUGGAUCAAGAACAAGUAUGGAGAAGACCUGCGAGUGAUCCGGAUCGGACAAAGAGGAUACCUGGACACCCUGGAGCGAGCCCUGGGAGGAGGGGACGUGGUGCUGAUUGAGAAUUUAGAGGAGAGUGUGGACCCCGUCCUGGGACCGUUACUGGGAAGAGAAACCAUAAAGAAAGGAAGGUACAUUAAGAUUGGUGACAAGGAGUGCGAGAACAGUCCCAACUUCCGACUAAUUCUGCACACAAAACUCGCCAACCCGCAUUACCAGCCCGAGAUGCAGGCGCAGUGCACACUGAUCAACUUUACGGUCACCCGGGAUGGGCUGGAGGACCAGCUGCUGGCGGCGGUGGUGAGCAUGGAGCGGCCGGACCUGGAGGAGCUGAAGUCAAAUCUGACCAAGCAGCAGAACGGAUUUAAGAUCACCCUGAAGACUCUGGAAGACAAUCUGCUGUCUCGCCUCUCAUCCGCCUCUGGAAAUUUCCUCGGGGACAUAGAAUUGGUGGAGAACCUCGAAAUCACCAAGAAGACGGCCGCCGAAAUAGAAGAGAAGGUUCAAGAAGCCAAAGUGACUGAAGUGAAACUGAAUGAAGCUCGUGAACACUAUCGCCCGGCCGCCGCUCGCGCCUCUCUGCUCUACUUUAUAAUGAACGACCUAAACAAGAUCCAUCCCAUGUACCAGUUCUCCCUGAAGGCGUUCAGCGUUGUUUUCCAGCAGGCUGUCCAGAAGGCUCCGGCAGACGAGGUCCUGAAGCAGCGCGUCACUAACCUCAUUGACAGCAUCACCUUCUCCGUCUUCCAGUACACAACCAGGGGCCUCUUCGAGUGUGACAAACUGACGUACACUGCACAAGUCGCCUUCCAGAUCCUGCUGAUGAGUAAGGAGAUAAAUACGGUUGAGUUAGAUUUCCUCCUGAGGUACCCAGCUCAGCCCGGCCUGACAAGCCCUGUAGAUUUCCUCUCCAACCAGUCCUGGGGUGGCAUCAAGGCUCUUUCAUCCAUGGAUGAGUUCCGAAACUUGGAUCGAGAUAUAGAAGGGUCAGCCAAGCGCUGGAAGAAGUUUGUGGAGUCAGAAUGUCCAGAAAAGGAAAAGUUUCCUCAGGAAUGGAAGAGCAAGACCGCCCUUCAAAGACUGUGUAUGAUGAGAGCGCUACGCCCUGACCGCAUGACUUAUGCCGUUAGGGACUUUGUGGAGGAAAAGCUGGGUAGUAAAUAUGUAGUGGGUAGAUCCCUUGACUUUGCAACAUCGUACGAGGAGUCUGGGCCGAGCACGCCAAUGUUCUUUAUCUUAUCUCCUGGUGUGGACCCCCUGAAAGAUGUUGAGAAACAAGGCAGAAAACUCGGUUAUACGUUUGACAAUCAGAACCUACAUAACGUGUCUCUAGGGCAGGGACAGGAGGUCGUAGCCGAGCAAGCGCUGGAUCUGGCAGCCAAGGAAGGACACUGGGUCAUCCUGCAGAACAUUCAUCUAGUGGCCAAAUGGCUGAGCACCCUGGAGAAGAAGCUGGAACAUCUCAGUGAAGGCAGCCAUCCCAAUUUCCGUGUGUUCAUCAGUGCCGAGCCUGCUGGGUCACCCGACGGCCACAUCAUUCCUCAGGGUAUACUGGAAAACUCCAUCAAAAUCACCAACGAGCCUCCGACCGGCAUGCAUGCCAACCUGCACAAAGCACUGGAUAACUUUAACCAGGACACCCUGGAGAUGUGCGCACGAGAAACUGAGUUUAAGAGCAUUUUGUUCGCUCUGUGUUACUUCCACGCUGUGGUGGCUGAGAGGAGGAAGUUCGGACCUCAGGGCUGGAACCGUUCCUAUCCCUUUAACACCGGAGACCUUACAAUUUCAGUCAACGUAUUGUACAACUAUCUGGAAGCCAACGCCAAGGUCCCGUAUGAUGACCUUCGUUAUCUGUUUGGGGAGAUCAUGUAUGGAGGUCACAUCACAGAUGACUGGGAUCGCCGGCUCUGCAAGACUUAUUUGGAGGAAUUCAUAAAGCCCGAAAUGAUGGAAGGGGAGCUGUUUCUGGCACCUGGGUUCCCGCUACCUGGAAACAUGGAUUACAAUAGUUACCAUCAGUAUAUAGACGACGUCCUUCCCGCUGAGUCUCCGUAUCUAUACGGCCUGCACCCAAAUGCAGAGAUCGGCUUCCUGACCCAGACCUCAGAGAAAUUGUUCCGCACAGUGCUGGAGAUGCAACCGCGUGACAGCAGCAUGGGCGAAGGUGGAGGAGUCACUCGGGAGGAGAAGGUGAAAUCUACGCUGGACGAGAUCCUAGAGAAACUCCCAGAGGAGUUCAAUAUCAUAGAACUGAUGGCCAAAGCGGAGGAGAGGACGCCGUACAUCGUGGUCGCCUUCCAGGAAUGUGAGAGGAUGAACAUGCUCACCAGUGAGAUCAAACGCUCCCUGAAAGAGCUCGACUUGGGAUUGAAGGGUGAACUGACGAUGACUAGUGACAUGGAGAAUCUACAGAACGCCAUUUUCCUGGACAUGGUGCCCGAUUCGUGGACCAAAAGAGCGUACCCCUCCAUGGCCGGCCUGGCGGCCUGGUUCCUUGACCUCCUCAGCCGUAUCAAGGAGCUGGAGACCUGGACGGGAGAUUUCGCUCUACCUUCUGCUGUAUGGCUGGCCGGUUUCUUUAACCCGCAGUCGUUCCUUACAGCCAUCAUGCAGUCCAUGGCCAGGAAGAACGAGUGGCCGCUGGAUAAGAUGACCCUGCAGUGUGACGUGACAAAGAAGAACAGAGAGGACUUCAGCAGUCCACCACGAGAGGGCGCCUACGUCCACGGGCUGUUUAUGGAGGGAGCGCGCUGGGACACACAGACCAGCAUCAUCACAGACGCCAGACUCAAAGACCUGACCCCAGCCAUGCCGGUCAUCUUCAUCAGGGCGAUCCCUGUGGAUAAACAAGACACCAGAAACGUCUACGCCUGUCCUGUGUAUAAGACACGGCAGAGAGGACCAACCUACGUCUGGACAUUCAACCUCAAGACUAAGGAGAACCCCUCAAAAUGGGUCCUGGCCGGGGUGGCCCUACUGUUACAGAUCUAGACACCUGAGUGCCUUCUGGUUCUUGGUUCUUUCAUCAGACACUAGGAGACUCUGCACCUUAUGAAGAUCCAGUAUUAGGAGCCGCCAUGUAUCCUCACAUAUAAGUUAUUUGUAAAUCUGUAAUAAUAAAGCAUUUUCUUCUCUUCCAUAAGUGUCUUGUAUCUGAUCCCUUCUCCUUCAUGAUGCAGUGCAGUA